GGACAGGAAAGUGAGAAAGCGGGGUCCUCGCACUUGCCAGCCCGGCAGCCGUGCUUUGCUGUCAGACAGCUGGGUGACACGGGCGGCUCCACGUUGGUCUUUCAGGUGUCCUGUGCAGCACUCCCGGGCGGACGCCAAGCUUCUCCUCCCACCGCAGUCAGCCUCUCUCCCCCGGGGAUCACCUACCAGCACAGACAGCGCUCACACCAUGGAGAGUGACAUGGAAAAUGACAUCCUGGAGGCCCUGGAAGACUUAGGGUACAAAGGAUCCCUAAUGGAUGAUGGUGCCUUGAUCCAAGCUGCUGCUCAAGGAGCCCUUUCUCCCGAAUAUACCAAGCUCUGUGCAUGGCUGGUUGCUGAGCUGAAAUUGUUCUGCACAAUAGAAGAAAGUGUGGAAGGCACUAAUAGUCCUGCAGAGGCAGAAGGAUUUCAACUAGAAGUUAGUGGUCUUUUGACAGAGAUGAACUGCCCAUACAACUCUUUGACAUCUGGAGAUGUCACUAAGCGCCUUCUAGAAAAGAAGAACUGCCUACUUUUACUAACAUAUUUGAUAUCAGAACUUGAAGCUGCACGAAUGCUGACUAUAAAUAUACCUAUAAAGAAGGAACAAGAUGGAGGAGGCAGUGAGGUCUUUAAGGAACUAAAGACAAUAUGCAUGACUCUGGGAAUGUCAAAACCCCCAGCCAAUAUAACCAUGUUCCAGUUUUUUAGUGGAAUAGAGAAAAAAUUAAAAGAAACCUUAGCAAAAGUGCCACCUAGUCAUUUAGGAAAGCCUCUUCUGAACAAGACUUUGGGGCCAACUCAUUGGGAGAAAAUAGAAGCAAUUAACCAAGCCAUAAGUAAUGAAUAUGAAGUCCGGAGAAAAAUGUUGAUUAAACGUUUGGAUGUAACUGUACAGUCAUUUGGUUGGUCAGACCGAGCAAAGAGUCAUUCUGACAAACUGGGCAAGGUUUACCAGCCGAAGCGAGCAUCCUUACUAAGCAAAAGCACCAUUUCUCUUGCUCAUCUUCUGGCAGCGCGGCAUGAUCUGUCGAAAAUCUUGAGGACCAGCAGUGGAUCGAUCCGGGAGAAGACUGCUUGUGCUAUAAAUAAGGUGUUAAUGGGAAGAGUUCCUGACAGAGGUGGAAGACCCAAUGAAAUAGAACCUCCUCCACCAGAAAUGCCACCUUGGCAGAAGAGACAAGAUGGGCCACAACAAGGUGGUGGUAGAGGUGGAGGAAGAGGUGGAUAUGAACAGUCUUAUGGUGGCCGUGGUGGUUAUGAACAGGGAGGUGGCCGUGGUGGUUAUGAACAGGGAGGUGGCCGUGGUGGCUAUGAGCAAGGUGGAGGCCGAGGACGAGGACGUGGUAACUAUGAUCAAGGAAACAGAGGCGGUAGAGGAAGUAAAGUACAAGGAGGCUGGACAGAUGGUGGUGGCAGUGGUUCUGGUGGACAUUACCAAGAUGGAGGCUUUAGAGAUUCUGGCUAUCAAUCUGGAGGCUACCAGGGUGGCGGAGGAGGGUAUCAAGGAGGUGGAUAUCAAGGCGGAGGUGGUGGAUAUCAAGGUGGAAGUGGAUACCAGGGAGGAGGCUAUGCAGGCUACCAAGGUUCAUCCUACUCUGGUAGUGGUUAUCAAGGAGGAGGCUAUCAACAAGACAACAGAUUUCAAGAUGGUGGCCAUCACAAUGACCGAGGAAGUGGCCGUGGAGGAGGCAGAGGUGGUCGUGGUGGAAGAGGAGGGCAAGGUGGGGGUUGGGGUGGCCGUGGUGCACAAACAUACAACCAAGGUGGUCAGUUUGAGCAGCACUUUCAGCAUGGAGGUUAUCAAUAUAAUCAGUCUGGUUUUGGACAAGGAAGACAUUACACCAGUUGAGAUCAUUCUAGUUUCACAUUAAGUAGAGCUCACGUAAUAGUUGUGACAACCUGAUCAGAAAGUUUUUUUUUUUUUUUUUGCUGGUUUUGGUUUUGUUUUACGCUGUCCCAUUGCUUUAAUGCAUGUGUGGACAUAACAAAAAAAUGUGUUCGCACUGUUGGGUUUAUUCAGAUGCGGUUUGUUGAGGUUACAUUUUUCACUCCAAAAUUCUCAAAGAAAAUGCUGUUUGCAGAGUGGUAAUAUUCACAGGUUAAAUGAAAAUCUCCACCCAGAAAUUUAGUGCCCUGGAUGUGUUGACGUCAUACAUUUUUAUCGGUUUACAACAGUUUAGUAAACGUGUGUAUUAAGUUGCUUGGCUCAGGACAGUUUUUUUUUUUUUCUUUUUUUUUUUUUACAAACCCCCCCCAUUAAAGAUCUGCUUUACAAAACAAAUGCAUACUCCUUUCCUUGUUUCAGCCUGUCAGAUUUUAAUCGGUCUGAUUUUUUUUUUUUUUUUUUUUUUUUUUUUUUUUUAGGCAAGGACAGCCUAUUAAGCACUAUACAAGUAAAUAAUCUUGCUGGGAUGGUAAAUUCAUAGCACAGAUCUGGAAGUGUGACUUUAUACAUUAGAUGCCAUUAUCACCCUACAUCUCCAAAAAUUAUUUGUUCUUUGAAAUAAAUAUGGUAAUGGUUGUUAACUGUAAAAUUGGACUGUGCAAAUAGUAUAUUCUGUUGCAAAGCUAGGGCAUCUUUAUAAAAUAAACAUUUUUUUAGGGGGGGGGGGGCACAUUGUAACAAAUGUGGAGUCAGCCCAAAAUGACAAGUAGGUUUCCUUGUUUUAUUUUCCCAAUGAAUAGUAUACAUCCUAAUUGGUCACUAUGGGCGGCAACUCCACUUCUGUUUGCAUUUUUUUUUUCUUAUUCUUUCUUUUUUUUUUUUUUUAUAAAUGGGCUGUUUUUAUGUUUUCUUUUAUAUAAAUAUUUUUCUUAAGUAAAGUGAAAAUAUAUUUAACCUUGUUUGGGAUUUCUUUGAGCUCCUUUUUAGUUUAAGGUAUCCUGCCUUUCAUAUAAGUUUUACAAUGAAAAUAUGUUGUCUGUCUCUUCACAUAUGCAUAUUAUGAUAAAAGAUGAAUAUAAAAAGAAAAGGAGAUGUGUCCAUGUCAGCCAUAUUCUGCCAUAAAGGACAGUUAGCGAUGUUUGAUAACAGUCAAAUUUCCUAACAAAAUAGAAAAAGAUGAUCGGCAUUGGUUACUGCACUUUGUCUUAAGUAUGCCCUUGGCAUGUUUUUCCUUCUUGCAUUACAGAUGAAAACUAGCAGCCCCAUAUGCUUUUCUUCUGUGGUUUUGACAUAAUUUUUAUAUGAAUGUGUACAUUUUACACUGCCUUCAAAUGCAUUACAUUGUGAUUUUUUUUUAAAGUACAAGUGCACUU
This is a messenger RNA of Rana temporaria (common frog), 3261 nucleotides long. RefSeq names its product family with sequence similarity 98 member A (gene TSLIG3A). The record is from RefSeq and is a predicted model, not a curated record. Lineage: Eukaryota; Metazoa; Chordata; Amphibia; Anura; Ranidae. Bases 209 to 1852 code for a protein of 547 amino acids. Gene Ontology annotation, cellular component: tRNA-splicing ligase complex. The transcript is spliced from 8 exons.